UCUGCUUCGCCUCCAUUCAAUCCGACUGGGCAGGUCAAGUCUUCAUAAUUUGAAUGAAAUCAGCGAUUGCUCCAUAGGCACCUACCAAAGUCAGCCAUUGUUUUUCAAAAGCAAGUUUUGAAUCUUGCGAUUAAUGCCCAUUACAGAGUAAUUGCCCCUGGACACGUUCCGGUAACCAAUGGGUUGAAAUAGGGAGAGCACUCUUGUUGAAAUAAGAUGCGUUGUCCGUUCCGGAAGUCUUUCACCAAAUUUGACCUCUCGGCUUUGGUUGUCAUGGGUAAGUAGGUCAUAGGGCUAUUUUGUCUCAGCAGGUAGGACAUAUUUUUAUAUUGUCAUGUUUAAGUAGGGCACACGCUUUAGUUGUCACAGGUAAGUAGGUCUGAUGGUUACGUUGUCACGGGUAAGUAGGUCUGAUGGUUACGUUGUCACGGGUAAGUAGGUCUGAUGGUUACGUUGUCACGGGUAAGUAGGUCUGAUGGUUACGUUGUCACAGGUAAGUAGGUCUGAUGGUUACGUUGUCACGGGUAAGUAGGUCUGAUGGUUACGUUGUCACGGGUAAGUAGGUCUGAUGGUUACGUUGUCACGGGUAAGUAGGUCUGAUGGUUACGUUGUCACGGGUAAGUAGGUCUGAUGGUUACGUUGUCACGGGUAAGUAGGUCUGAUGGUUACGUUGUCACGGGUAAGUAGGUCUGAUGGUUACGUUGUCACGGGUAAGUAGGUCUGAUGGUUACGUUGUCACGGGUAAGUAGGUCUGAUGGUUACGUUGUCACGGGUAAGUAGGUCUGAUGGUUACGUUGUCACGGGUAAGUAGGUCUGAUGGUUACGUUGUCACGGGUAAGUAGGUCUGAUGGUUACGUUGUCACGGGUAAGUAGGUCUGAUGGUUACGUUGUCACGGGUAAGUAGGUCUGAUGGUUACGUUGUCACGGGUAAGUAGGUCUGAUGGUUACGUUGUCACGGGUAAGUAGGUCUGAUGGUUACGUUGUCACGGGUAAGUAGGUCUGAUGGUUACGUUGUCACGGGUAAGUAGGUCUGAUGGUUACGUUGUCACGGGUAAGUAGGUCUGAUGGUUACGUUGUCACGGGUAAGUAGGUCUGAUGGUUACGUUGUCACGGGUAAGUAGGUCUGAUGGUUACGUUGUCACGGGUAAGUAGGUCUGAUGGUUACGUUGUCACGGGUAAGUAGGUCUGAUGGUUACGUUGUCACGGGUAAGUAGGUCUGAUGGUUACGUUGUCACGGGUAAGUAGGUCUGAUGGUUACGUUGUCACGGGUAAGUAGGUCUGAUGGUUACGUUGUCACGGGUAAGUAGGUCUGAUGGUUACGUUGUCACGGGUAAGUAGGUCUGAUGGUUACGUUGUCACGGGUAAGUAGGUCUGAUGGUUACGUUGUCACAGGUAAGUAGGUCUGAUGGUUACGUUGUCACGGGUAAGUAGGUCUGAUGGUUACGUUGUCACAGGUAAGUAGGUCUGAUGGUUACGUUGUCACGGGUAAGUAGGUCUGAUGGUUACGUUGUCACGGGUAAGUAGGUCUGAUGGUUACGUUGUCACAGGUAAGUAGGUCUGAUGGUUACGUUGUCACAGGUAAGUAGGUCUGAUGGUUACGUUGUCACAGGUAAGUAGGUCUGAUGGUUACGUUGUCACAGUUAAGUAGGUCUGAUGGUUACGUUGUCACGUGUAAGUAGGUCAAUGGUUUUGUUGCCUUUGGUAAGUGUCAUAGAGUUUUGUUGUCAUGGGUAAGUAGGUCAGUGGUUUCGUUGUCUUGGGUAAGUGUCAUGGGUGGAAGGUCCUAGGCUUUGUCAUGGGUGGUAGGUCUUAGGCUUUGUCAUGGGUGGUAGGUAUUAGGCUUUGUCAUGGGUGGUAGGUCUUAGGCUUUGUCAUGGGUUGUAGGUCCUAGGCUUUGUCAUGGGUGGUAGGUCAUAGGCUUUGUCAUGGGUGGUAGGUCUUAGGCUUUGUCAUGGGUGGUAGGUCUUUGUCUUUGUCAUGGGUAGUAGGUCUUAGGCUUUGUCAUGUGUGGUAGGUCCUAGGCUUUGUCAUGGGUGGUAGGUCUUGGGCUUUGUCAUGGGUGGUAGGUCUUAGGCUUUGUCAUGGGUGGUAGGUCUUAGGCUUUGUCAUGGGUAGUAGGUCUUGGGCUUUGGUUGUCAUGAGUAGUAGAUCUUGGGCUUUGGUUUUCAUUGGAAGUAGGUCUUGGGCUUUGGUUGUCAUUGGUAGUAGGUCUUGGGCUUUGGUUGUCAUUGAUAGUAGGUCUUUGGUUUUGUCAUGGUUAGUAGAUCUUGGGCUUUGGUUGUCAUUGGUAGUAGGUUUUGGGUUUUGGUUGUCAUUGAUAUUAGGUCUUGGGUUUUGUCAUGGUUAGUAGGUCUUGGGCUUCGGUUGUCAUUGGUAGUAGGUCUUGGGCUUUGGUUGUCAUUGAUAGUAGGUCUUGGAUUUUGUCAUGGUUAGUAGAUCUUGGGCUUUGGUUGUCAUUGGUAGUAGGUCUUGGGCUUUGGUUGUCAUGGUUAGUAGGUCUUGGGCUUCGGUUGUCAUUGGUAGUAGGUCUUGGGCUUUGGUUGUCAUUGAUAGUAGGUCUUGGGUUUGUCAUGGUUAGUAGAUCUUGGGCUUUGGUUGUCAUUGGUAGCAGGUCUUGGGCUUUGGUUGUCAUGAGUAGUAGGUCUUGGGCUUUGGUUGUCAUUGGUAGUAGGUCUUGGGCUUUGGUUGUCAUGGGUAGUAGGUCUUGGGUUUUGGUUUUCAUGCGUACAGGGUGUUGACAAGCAAAAGCUGUGCCUGGGACAAAUAAUGGAUUAAGGCGCCUUAUUCCCCUUCUAUUAACAUAUACUAAUAUUUCGCAUGACACAUGACAAUUGUUGGAGCCCGGGGUUGUUGCCCCCCCCCACCACCACUUUCGAACAGCCAUAGACGGGAAGUCAACUGACUUGAUCGCUAUAUCCGGAACAAUGCAAGAUGAUCGAACUGGCUUUGUUUCACUCUUGUUUUCAAUUAGCGCUUCUGAUGGGAAUUGAGCCAGUCGGGCGCCAUUCUAUUUUUGUAAUCCUGUGAUGGGAAGCAGCGUGUUUAAUGUUCAGCAUAUAUUGUGGUGAUAGAUUAAAGAAAAAAAAUAUCUUAUAUAAAUUACGCUUCUGGUGUGACUCGUGGACUGCUUCCGAGUAGACUGCUUGCUAAUCAGCGAAUUUGGUAUUGAGAGUAUAUUAAAAAUAAUUCUUUAUGUUAGAAAGAAAGUAUGGUUCAAUAAUGAGUUCAAUAGCGUGCAAAAUAUAAUUCCUUGUAACUACUAGAAAUGAUUUUUAAAUAACGGAACUACGUUUGGCGUAUAUUUUUUUUUUUUCCCGUAACAUGAAAUCAUCUCAGGAUGAUGUGAGAAAAAAUAUUCGGUUUAAAAGUGGUUUUGGACAUCAGAAUACUUUAUACAGUUCAUGGACGUGAAAUAAAAAGUGUCCAGUGACCUAUCAUGGGGGAAGGGGUGUAGUGAAAAUUAAAGAUUAUUAAAUGUGCGUUCCUUGAGUUCAUGUUUUGUCAGGUAGCUUUAGUUGAUGGGAAGCUCACGUAUUGCCCUCGUCAAUGUUUGGCGGGCUAUAGCUAGUAAUAGUUAUUGCUUUAGCUGUUGUAUUUCAAUUCAGUGAGCUGAAUAAGACAUCUUAUGAAUAAUAACAUUGGAAUGAAUUUUGACUUUUAAUAUUUGUUUUUUUUAAAUUUAGCCAUUUAUAUUAAGUUGCGCAUUUUCAGGCACUAAGAAUAUGAAUAUUAAAAUGCUAUUUUUUUUCUUCUUUUCACGACAGGUUGUUUAACAGUUGCAUUUCCGGGUUUUGGCCGCUCUUCUAAUGGUGAGUUGCAUUGUAGACAAAUUUGGAUCAACAGAUGGCCCACAUACACUCAUUUGUUAUUACGGUGGACCAGCCGUAGGUCCGCUGAGAUAUUUUUGGUGCUCCACGCUCCCAUACAAAAAUAUUACAUAUUUUAAAUAUAGUUAUAAAAAAAAUAUAAUAAUUGUUUUUUGUGGUCAAUUGUUUCGGGACACUUUAGGAGACAGAGUUGUAUGUUGUUUUGAUUACAACAUUAGUACUGCCGGUCCGUGCUCGCAUUGAGUACAAAAUCGCAACAUUGUGCUACCGCUGCUUACAUGACCUGGCGCCGUCUUAACUGAAAGAGCUGCUUACGCCUUAUGUACCCACUAGAGAGCUCCGCUCAUCCGAUAGUGGCAAACUCUCGACACCCCGUGUUUGCCUUGAGACUUACGGAAAGCGCACUUUCGCAUUUGCUGGUCCAACAAUUUGGAACGCCCUUCCAGUCGAUCUCAGAAACAACCAGACACUGGAGUCCUUAAAAACCAAUUUAAAGACACACCUAUUUCGCAAACACCUUCUGGGAUGAUUGUCAACCUUAUUUUCCAGUUAAUGCAUGAUGGCUGUGUUGCUUGGGGUUGAAAUGGCUAGAGAGACUUUGCCAUUGUAUGCUAGUAAUUAGUUUUUGUAGUGUUGCGUUUGUUUAGUGGUAAAUUAUAGAUUUGUUUUUUGUUGACUUUGUACCGCGCUUCGAGCCUUUGGGGAUGAAGCGUGUUUUUGAAAUGAACUUUAUUAUUAUUAAUAUUAUUAUUACUGAUAACAUACAGCUCUGAUCCGUAGGCUUUUUAAGACUUAUGUCUGGAAUGUUUAGCUUGCAUAAAUCUUUUGCGAAAUGUGUUGAAUGAAAUCAUUUGUCUGAAAAAUCGAGUCCAAAAUGUGUCCACGCUUCGAAUUUAAAAUUUGUUCCAAUUUCUUACAAUUAAAAAGUUCACAAAUUUGGAGACUGUAUAAAAAGUUCUUAUAGGGGGAGACUAAUAAAAUGUUUAUAUUGUCUGAGACCAUAAAAAGUUCUUAUAGGGGGAGACUAAUAAAAUGUUUAUAUUGUCUGAGACCAUAAAAAGUUCUUAUAGGGGGAGACUAAUAAAAUGUUUAUAUUGUCUGAGACCAUAAAAAGUUCUUAUAGGGGGAGACUAAUAAAAUGUUUAUAUUGUCUGAGACCAUAAAAAGUUCUUAUAGGGGGAGACUAAUAAAAUGUUUAUAUUGUCUGAGACCAUAAAAAGUUCUUAUAGGGGGAGACUAAUAAAAUGUUUAUAUUGUCUGAGACCAUAAAAAGUUCUUAUAGGGGGAGACUAAUAAAAUGUUUAUAUUGUCUGAGACCAUAAAAAGUUCUUAUAGGGGGAGACUAAUAAAAUGUUUAUAUUGUCUGAGACCAUAAAAAGUUCUUAUAGGGGGAGACUAAUAAAAUGUUUAUAUUGUCUGAGACCAUAAAAAGUUCUUAUAGGGGGAGACUAAUAAAAUGUUUAUAUUGUCUGAGACCAUAAAAAGUUCUUAUAGGGGGAGACUAAUAAAAUGUUUAUAUUGUCUGAGACCAUAAAAAGUUCUUAUAGGGGGAGACUAAUAAAAUGUUUAUAUUGUCUGAGACCAUAAAAAGUUCUUAUAGGGGGAGACUAAUAAAAUGUUUAUAUUGUCUGAGACCAUAAAAAGUUCUUAUAGGGGGAGACUAAUAAAAUGUUUAUAUUGUCUGAGACCAUAAAAAGUUCUUAUAGGGGGAGACUAAUAAAAUGUUUAUAUUGUCUGAGACCAUAAAAAGUUCUUAUAGGGGGAGACUAAUAAAAUGUUUAUAUUGUCUGAGACCAUAAAAAGUUCUUAUAGGGGGAGACUAAUAAAAUGUUUAUAUUGUCUGAGACCAUAAAAAGUUCUUAUAGGGGGANUAGACACAUUUGUGUCUAUUGCCUCAAGCCUUCAAACCCCUAGUGCAUAAUUUCCUCAUCACCACCAGUAACAGAAACAUUGCAAAUCCCAUCUACAUGCAUAGGAGCCAAAAUGAUCAAUAAAUUGAUCGUGGGCCCUUAAGAUAUAGAAGAAGAAGAAGAAAAUGUUUAUAUUGUCUGAGACCAUAAAAAGUUCUUAUAGGGGGAGACUAAUAAAAUGUUUAUAUUGUCUGAGACCAUAAAAAGUUCUUAUAGGGGGAGACUAAUAAAAUGUUUAUAUUGUCUGAGACCAUAAAAAGUUCUUAUAGGGGGAGACUAUAAAAUGUUUAUAUUGUCUGAGACCAUAAAAAGUCCAGCAUGAAGAUCAUUGACUUUGCAUAAUACCAUCAUGAAAAACCUUAUAGAGUAAUGGAUCACCAUCCCAUCAGUGCUAAAUAAAUCUAUCGUGCCAGAAACUACCCCCCCCCACCACUAACACACACCCAGGGGAACACGACAUUUUCCACCAGCCCCGAACAAAUAUCACAGAUGACCGGAAGCGUGUCUAGUCCCGUUUUAACUAACAUUUACUUCUGACGUCAUGAGGUUAUUGAAUGAGCCAAAACAUUAUCUCCAACGUCAUCCUGCUGUCAUAGAUAAUGGCAAAUAAUGGCUCUUUCUUUUUGCUAGUAAUAUAGGAACCAAUUAUUUCAUUAUCUGUUUGAAACCCUUAAACAAAGUUAGUAUAACUGAUUUAUAACAUGUAUUAUCGAACACUAGGGUUGGGGCUGAAAAUUUGACAAAACAUGCUUACAAGUAAUGCAAUGUAUGAGAAUCCCAAUCAAUCCAACCCCACCCUAUUAACUGCACAUUUUUUUCACGUCCAUGAGAAAUAGAAAUAACCUAAUGUCCCCCCACGCCCCCCCCCCCACUGUUACACCGCAGAUUUAUCUCACCAACUAUUUCAGAAAGGCAAAAGAAAAUAUUACGCACCAAACGAACUUGCGAUAUUAAAAGAAAAAAAGAAUCUCAUUAAGCGCAGAUAGCGGUAAUUUUAUUUGAUAAAAUAAUUGUCAUAAUGUAUCCUUGAUCUUCCCCUUGAAAAAUAGGGAAAAACAACAACAACUGAUUUUUUGUGGUGGUGGUGGUGGUGGUGGUGGGGGUGGGGGUGGUGGUGGAGGUGGUGGUGGUGGGGGUGGUGGUGGUGGUGGUGGUGGUGGUGGUGGUGGUGGUGGUGGUGGUGGUGGUGGUGGUGGUGGGGGUGGGGGUGGUGGUGGUGGUGGUGGGGGUGGUGGUGGUGGUGGUGGUGGUGGUGGUGGUGGUGGUGGUGGUGGUGGUGGUGGUGGUGGUGGUGGUGGUGGCGGCGGGGGUGGUGGCGGUGGUGGUGGUGUUGGUGGUGGUGGUGGUGGUGGUGGUGGGGGUGGUGGUGGGGGUGGUGGUGGUGGUGGUUUUUUUUGGUUUGUUUUGGGGGUGAGGGUGGGGGCUGAAAAUUUACAAGAAUGUGUUGUCAUCGGCAACGAGUCAAUGCGCUUGGUUUCAGCUCGAUAGGUUAACGGGAAGUCGGUCAAUCAGCCUUCUUAAGAUUUUACCCCAAAAUUCACAAAAGCGAAGUUAAUAUCUAAAUAUAUAAUUCGCCAACAAAGGUCAAAAAACAAGGCGGGUGAAACACCACGCAGGCUAUUUAUAGAUAUGUCAGAGUGUGGUUCAAUAAUGAGUUCACUAGCGCGUAAAAUAAAAUUCCCGAUAACUACGCUAAAUGAUAUAUAUGUAUUUUUAAUAACGCAAUUGCGUUUGGUGCGUAAUAUUUUCUUUGCGGAAAUGAAAUCGUCUCAAUUUAAAUAUUGUGUAAAAAAAUAUUCGGUUUAAAAGUGGUUGGGACAUGAGAAUAUUAAUAUAGUUCAUGGGCGUGAAAUAAAAAGUGUGCAGUGACGUAUCAAGGGGGGAAUGGGUGCAGCAAAUAUUGGGAUUCUUAAAGUUGCGUUACUUGAGUUCAUGUUUUGUCUGGUAAGUUUAUUGUAUGAUUGGAAGUUCACGCAUUGCGGUCGCCAAUGUUUGGCGGGCUAUAUCACAGUUGUAUCCUCAAACCCACCCCAUUUGGACAGAUGUGUCUUUCACGAAGUCUUCACUCAUCAAUGAGCAAUUCUGCGGCGUAUCCUACGCCGAGGGCCGACUAGUCAAGUAUAUAAAAAAAGGAAAAUACUAGACUAUUUAUAAAAUAGAGAACGGCAUCUGUCGGGAAAUUGACGAAAAAAUCAAGACGUCUGAAAUUGAUUUUUAGAGCUCGUGACGUCCUGCUGCGAUGCCAGAAAAUUGACGUCAGUAGCAGAAGUGAAAUGUCAAGAGACUAGAGAUUGGGUCUAAAUAAUUCAAUCAAUAUUCACCAACAGUUAAAUAAAUUUCUCAGUCGUCGGAAAGAUAAUGUUUUAAAUAGACUUUAAUGCAAGAAAAUAAUCUCAUACACAAUGGGUUGAUGUCUCUGAGAUGUUUGUGUUAAGACACAUACGAAACUAUGAGAUGUUUAUGUUAAGACACAUAAUAAAGUGUAAGAUUUUUAUGUCGAGACAGGUAAAAAGUGUGAGCUGUUUAUGUUGAGACAUGAAAUUUUUUUGAGAUGUUUAUGUUGAGACAGUUAACAAGGUGUGAGAUUUUUAUGUCGAGACAGGUAAGAAAGUGUGAGAUGUUCAUGUUGAGACACAUAAGAAAGUGUGAGAUGUUUAUGUUAAGACACAUAAGAAAGUGUGAGAUGUUUAUGUGAGACACAUAAGAAUGGGUGAGAUGUUUAUGUGAGACACAUAAGAAAGGGUGAGAUGUUUAUGUUGAAACAUUUAAAAAAGUUUGAGAUGUUUAUGUUGAGACAGUUAACAAUGUGGGAGAUUUUUAUGCCGAGAGAGGUAAAAAAAAAUUUACUAUGUUUAUGUUGAGACACAUAAGAAGGUGUUAGAUGUUUAUGUUGAGACACAAGAAAUAGUGAGAUGUGCAUGUUGAGACACAUUUGCAAGUGACACUUAGACUAGGCAAGGGAGAAUGAAAACGGGAUUUGUGCUAUCAGAACAGAAACAUUAUUUGACGGAAAGAUAAUUAAUAACAUUUAACAAAUGAAGAAAUUGUAAGACAUUGCUGUGUUUACAUCUAAAUGAACAGAAACACGUUACCCACAGACCUGCAGUUGGCAAAACAUUGAUGGAAUAACUGGAUUAACCCCCGUUACCCACAGACCUGCAGUUGGCAAAACAUUGAUGGAAUAACUGGAUUAGCCCCCGUUACCCACAGACCUGCAGUUGGCAAAACAUUGAUGGAAUAACUGGAAUAACCCCCGUUACCCACAGACCUGCAGUUGGCAAAACAUUGAUGAAAUAACUAGAUUAGCCCCCGUUACCCACAGACCUGCAGUUGGCAAAACAUUGAUGAAAUAACUGGAUUAACCCCCGUUACCCACAGACCUGCAUUUGGCAAAACAUUGAUGGGAUAACUGGAUAAACCCCCAUUACCCACAGACCUGCUGUUGGCAAAACAUUGAUGGAAUAACUGGAUUAGCCCCCGUUACCCACAGACCUACAGUUGGCAAAACAUUGAUGGAAUAACUGGAUUAGCCGUGUUACUUUAACGGCCUUCGCCUUAAAAUAAAAACUUCAGCAAAGUGCAGUAGUGACAUGGGGAAAAGGCUGCCAAGAUUUCAGCUGAGAGUUGGCGUUGUCCUAGAAAUGUUUGGGAAGGGGGGAAGGGUGGGCAAGGUAGUCAGCUAACAUCAAGGCUGAAUCUCUGCUCUCACAUAUUAUCUUCCUUUUCCUGGACUUUCUCUAGAAAUCUGCUAUCUUACAGUCUACCAUGGUAAUAAAGGGAAAAGAGUUCCAUCAAGUUAGGUAAAAGGAAAUUAUCGGAAAAGAGUAUGGAGAAACCUGAAAAAUAGGACGCAACAAAACAAGGAAAGUGUCGGUAGGAAACCUUCUUCAGUGAACAAAGAACAGUCAAAACAAAAUACAUUUAAAAAAGAAAAACACUUAGCUGCAAUGUAGUAUCUGAUAGGACAGCAAGAGAAAUGUGACAGAACUUAAGUAGGUGAGAGGACAUCAAGAGGAAUGUGACAGAACUUAAGUAGGUGAGAGGACAGCAAGAGAAAUGUGACAGAGCAUAAGUAGGUGAGAGGACAGCAAGAGAAAUGUGACAGAACUUAAGUAGGUGAGAGGACAGCAAGAGAAAUGUGACAGAACUUAAGUAGGUGAGAGGACAGCAAGAGGAAUGUGACAGAAUUUAAGUAGGUGAGAGGACAGCAAGAGAAAUGUGAAUGGGCAUAAGUAGGUGAGAGGACAGCAAGAGAAAUGUGACAGAACUUAAGUAGGUGAGAGGACAGCAAGAGGAAUGUGACAGAGCAUGAGUAGGUGAGAGGACAGCAAGAGAAAUGUGACAGGGCAUAAGUAGGUGAGAGGACAGCAAGAGAAAUGUGACAGAACUUAAGUAGGUGAGAGGACAGCAAGAGACAUGUGACAGAACUUAAGUAGCCGAUAGGACAGCAAGAGAAAUGUGACAGAACAUGAGUAGUUGAUAGGACAGCAAGAGAAAUGUGACAGAACAUGAGUAGUUGAUUGGACAGCAAGAGAAAUGUGACAGAACAUGAUUAGUUGAUAGGACAGCAAGAGAAAUGUGACAGAAAAUUAGUAGUUGAUAGGACAGCAAGAGAAAUGUGACAGAACAUGAGUAGUUGAUAGGACAGCAAGAGAAAUGUGACAGAAUAUGAGUAGUUAAUAGGACAGCAAGAGAAAUGUUACAGAAUAUAAGUAGGCGAGAGAUUAAAUACAUGCACAAUCGGAGGGAAGAGGGGAAGAGUAAAUCCACUGCUAGUGGUGGUAACGAGGAGGAGGCGGAGAAAAGGUUUAACAUGUGAAUGAGAACAUGAGACUCGUGCCAUGUGUGCCAAGGUUCCAACAAACUGAUCCAGAUUACUACUUGUUAAGUCUACUGUCUUAAAAUCUAAUACUUAUUCAGUCCGCUGUCUCAUGAAAUGCAGCUCGAUUAGUCUGUUGUCUUACAAUCUUGCUACUUUUUUAAGUUAGAAGAAUCUCGAGGCACUAUGAUUCAAUGCAGACAUGUAGACAGUUCUCACCCCAUUGAAUCCACAUCUUGUAGAUAAAUGCUGUAAAAACAUAUUAUUUUGGAAUCUACAAUGCUUUUAAAUUAGUUACAACUGCCUUCUUUGCCAACCGGAUAAAUUAUUUUAAAAUCUUGAAGCGACUUCUGCUUGUCACAAAAGGACGUCAGUACGGCCACGCAAGAGUGUGGUACUCGCUUGUCACUAAAUGACGUCAGUAGCGACUGUCAUUGCUUGUCAUUAAAUGACGUCAGUACGGCCAAGCAAGUGUGUGGUAACAUCUGUCAUUGCUUGUCACUACAUAACGUCAGUGACAUCUGUCAUUCCUUGUCACUAAAUGACCCCAGUGUCAUAUAUCAUGGUGUGUCACGAAAGGACGUCAGUGACAUCAAUCAUUUCACUUAAGAUGUCAAAAACGUUACUAAACCCCUUUAAAAACAAUCCCACCAUUCAAAUUUGACAUGACACAUGCAAGGACGCUUUUUAUCGUUUUUUUAAAUUUUAUUUCAGUUCCAGACACUUGUGGCGAUUACUUCUUCCUGCCGACGUUUCUGGAGUGUGACCUAUAUUUAGAAGCGGUUCGUUGCUUUAACAACAAUCACACAGUAAUCGUCACCAUGGCAACGCCCUCAGGAGACUUCCUCCACAGUUUUGAGCCGAGCCAUGGAGAGUCGUCUGAGCAGUCUCUUAGGUGUGGAGAGUCGUCUGAGCAAUCUCUUAGGUGUAUAAGCAAGAACAAAUAUCCAGGUAAGAGCUUAGACUCAUACUGGUGUCCAUCCUUUUGCAGUUAAACACUUAGACUCAGUCUUCUGUCCAGUAAAACAGUUGGACUCAUUCUGAGUCCAGUUAAACACGUAGACUCAUACAGUGUCCAGUUAAACAAUUAGACUCAUAUUUCAUCCAGUUAAACACUUAGACACAUCCUUGUGUCUAGUUAAACACUUGGACUCAUACGGUGUCCAGUUAAACAGACUCAUCCUGUGUCCAGUUAAACACUAGACGCUCCGUGUGAAGUUUAACAUCAAGUCCCACCUCUAUCCAGUUAAACUCAAAUUCUGACUCUGUAAUUAUGAAGCUGUGGCUCUGUGAUGUGGCUCUGUGCUGUGGCUCUGUGCUGUGGCUCUGUGCUGUGUAACAUUCAUCACACCUGCUGAUGGUACAAGCCAGGCGUCACGUGACCCAAUGACCAGACCUAAAAACGUGCUAUAACUUUAAGUAAUUAAGUUUACAAAAAAUGAUCUCCCCUUAACUUCUUGUUAGUAGAAUUGAUGAAUUCAGAAUCCGAUCACGGCCAGACUUAAGAUUUUGGUUAGCUUCUUAAGACAAAGUUCUAGUCCCGUCUAGUGCAGUGUCUUAAAAUUCUGCAUUAUGACCACACAAAAAUGACAACUUUCCUAGCUGGCAACAAUAUAGGGCAGCGUUUCCCAAACUUUUAAGUUUCACGGACCGGUAGAAAAGCUUCACGGACCGGUAGACAAGCUUCACGGACCGGUAGACAAGCUUCGCGGACCGGUAGACAAGCUUCACGGACCGGUAGACAAGCUUCACGGACCGGUAGACAAGCUUCACGGACCGGUAGACAAGCUUCACGGACUGGUAGACAAGCUUCGAAACUGCACAAGGGACCGGCGCCCGAUUUAUUAAUUACAUUUUUUUUCUAUUUAAACAUCACUAUUCAUAUUCUCUGGACCGGUAACGUAAGGCUUGCGGACCGGUGCCGGUCCACGGACCACCGUUUGGGGACGCUGGUAUGUGGCACCUGUGGAAAGUACUGAAAAUGUCCCCCUGUCUUAACUGCACCCACAUCCACUUCAGGUUGGGGAAAAAAUGGUUGGGGGGUGCAAUGAUCUGAAAGGGAAAUGAAGGGCUUGGGGGGGGGGGUUGGUGGUGGAGGGGGGAGUGGUUUAAAGUAUUUCUCAAAAGGCAGUCUGGUCAAAUUGACACCACGUUUAGACUUAGAGUCAGUGUACUACUCUAACUUUCGUCUGAUAUCCAGGCAAAAAAAUAAAAUAAAAUAAAAUAGUGUAUCAUAUACAUGCGAAACUAAAAAAUUAGAUAUUGUCUGAGCAGGUAAAAAUAAAAAAGAGAUAUAAUCUGAUAUUCAGGCCAAAACAAAAAAAAAUAAAGAUAUUGUCUGAUAUCCAGGCCAAAAUAAAUUUAAAAAAAGGUAUUGUCUGAUAUCCAGAGUUUUAAAGUACCUGGCUUAUAGCGACAGUUCGUAAAAAACUGAGGCUUGAAGAAAUGGUUUUAAAAAAAGACAAUUAUACUCUAUAAGUUUUUGCCAAGGACUAGUCUAGAGGAUUUCCCGGUAAAAUUUUUGUUUACUUAAAAUCGUCCGCGAUACUGCUUGAGAACCCCUAGCUCUGACUGUGCUUUAGUCAGGUUUAAAAUAGUCAGUGAUACUGCUUGAGAACCCUUAGCUCUGACUGUGCUUUAGCCAGGUUUAAAAUAGUCAGUGAUACUGCUUGAGAACCCCUAGCUCUGACUGUGCUUUAGUCAGGUUUAAAAUAGUCAGUGAUACUGCUUGAGAAGCCUUAGCUCUGACUGUGCUUUAGCCAGGUUUAAAAUAGUCAGUGAUACUGCUUGAGAACCCUUAGCUCUGACUGUGCUUUAGUCAGGUUUAAAAUAGUCAGUGAUACUGCUUGAGAACCCCUAGCUCUGACUGUGCUUUAGUCAGGUUUAAAAUAGUCAGUGAUACUGCUUGAGAACCCCUAGCUCUGACUGUGCUUUAGUCAGGUUUAAAAUAGUCAGUGAUACUGCUUGAGAACCCCUAGCUCUGACUGUGCUUUAGUAGGGUUUAAAAUAGUCAGUGAUACGCUUGAGAACCCCUAGCUCUGACUGUGCUUUAGCCAGGUGUUUUGUUGAUUAAUGUUAACGCAAGCAAAGCCAUUAUUGAGAAACGAGAGUAUUACUGUAGAUAACAGGUAACAAAGGCGUCACGGCCGGAAAGGGGGGUGGGGAAUGAAUUGGGGGGGGGGGAGGGUAAGCUGUUGACCUGGCUUUUACAUGACGUUAUUGUGAUUGGAUCAUUAGCUCGUAAGGGAGAGGGUGGGGAGGUUAUUCAUCAGUGUGUAAAUAUAGAACAAAGAACAUUUUUGAUGGUUCAAUCCUGUUGCAAAUUUCAAUACUUACAGUAAUAAUUACUGUUAUAGCAGAUUCAGGCACUCCACACAUGUGGAUAAAAUGUAAUUAGAAAGACAUUUUGUUGUCCAGGCUUAAAUGCAACAAUGUCACUUCAGUAGAGUCAUAUGAAGCUACAUCAUCACUGAGUAGAGUCAUAUGUAGCUACAAUAUCACUUGAGUAGAGACACAUGUAGCUACAUCAUCACUGAGUAGAGUCAUAUGUAGCUACAAUAUCACUUGAGGAGAGUCACAUGUAGUUACAAUAUAUCUUGAGUAGAGUCACAUGUAGUUACAAUAUCACUUGAGUAGGGUCACAUGUAGUUACAACAUCACUUGAGGAGAGUCACAUGUAGUUACAAUAUCACUUGAGUAGAGUGACAUAUAGUUACAACAUCACUUGAGGAGAGUCACAUGUAGUUACAAUAUCACUUGAGUAGGGUCACAUGUAGUUACAACAUCACUUGAGGAGAGUCACAUGUAGUUACAAUAUCACUUGAGUAGGGUCACAUGUAGUUACAACAUCACUUGAGGAGAGUCACAUGUAGUUACAAUAUCACUUGAGGAGAGUCACAUGUAGUUACAACAUCACUUGAGGAGAGUCACAUGUAGUUACAAUAUCACUUGAGUAGUUUCACAUGUAGUUACAAUAUCACUUGAGUAGAGUCACAUGUAGUUACAAUAUCACUUGAGUAGUUUCACAUGUAGUUACAAUAUCACUUGAGUAGGGUCACAUGUAGUUACAAUAUCACUUGAGUAGUUUCACAUGUAGUUACAAUAUCACUUGAGUAGAUUCACAUAUAGUUACAAUAUCACUUGAGGAGAGUCACAUGUAGUUACAACAUCACUUGAGGAGAGUCACAUGUAGUUACAAUAUCACUUGAGUAGUUUCACAUGUAGUUACAAUAUCACUUGAGUAGGGUCACAUGUAGUUACAAUAUCACUUGAGUAGUUUCACAUGUAGUUACAACAUCACUUGAGGAGAGUCACAUGUAGUUACAAUAUCACUUGAGUAGAGUCACAUGUAGUUACAACAUCACUUGAGUAGGGUCACAUGUAGUUACAAUAUCACUUGAGGAGAGUCACAUGUAGUUACAAUAUCACUUGAGGAGAGUCACAUAUAGUUACAAUAUCACUUGAGGAGAGUCACAUGUAGUUACAACAUCACUUGAGGAGAGUCACAUGUAGUUACAAUAUCACUUGAGUAGUUUCACAUGUAGUUACAAUAUCACUUGAGUAGAGUCACAUGUAGUUACAAUAUCACUUGAGUAGUUUCACAUGUAGUUACAAUAUCACUUGAGUAGGGUCACAUGUAGUUACAAUAUCACUUGAGUAGUUUCACAUGUAGUUACAAUAUCACUUGAGUAGAGUCACAUAUAGUUACAAUAUCACUUGAGGAGAGUCACAUGUAGUUACAACAUCACUUGAGGAGAGUCACAUGUAGUUACAAUAUCACUUGAGUAGUUUCACAUGUAGUUACAAUAUCACUUGAGUAGGGUCACAUGUAGUUACAAUAUCACUUGAGUAGUUUCACAUGUAGUUACAACAUCACUUGAGGAGAGUCACAUGUAGUUACAAUAUCACUUGAGUAGAGUCACAUGUAGUUACAACAUCACUUGAGUAGGGUCACAUGUAGUUACAAUAUCACUUGAGGAGAGUCACAUGUAGUUACAAUAUCACUUGAGGAGAGUCAUAUGUAGUUACAAUAUCACUUGAGUAGAGUCACAUGUAGUUACAAUAUCACUUGAGGAGAGUCACAUGUAGUUACAAUAUCACUUGAGGAGGGUCACAUGUAGUUACAACAUCACUUGAGUAGAGUCACAUGUAGUUACAACAUCACUUGAGUAGGGUCACAUGUAGUUACAAUAUCACUUGAGGAGAGUCACAUGUAGUUACAAUAUCACUUGAGGAGAGUCACAUGUAGUUACAAUAUCACUUGAGGAGAGUCACAUGUAGUUACAAUAUCACUUGAGGAGAGUCACAUGUAGUUACAAUAUCACUUGAGGAGAGUCACAUGUAGUUACAAUAUCACUUGAGGAGAGUCACAUGUAGUUACAAUAUCACUUGAGGAGAGUCACAUGUAGUUACAAUAUCACUUGAGGAGAGUCACAUGUAGUUACAAUAUCACUUGAGGAGAGUCACAUGUAGUUACAAUAUCACUUGAGGAGAGUCACAUGUAGUUACAAUAUCACUUGAGGAGAGUCACAUGUAGUUACAAUAUCACUUGAGGAGAGUCACAUGUAGUUACAAUAUCACUUGAGGAGAGUCACAUGUAGUUACAAUAUCACUUGAGGAGAGUCACAUGUAGUUACAAUAUCACUUGAGGAGAGUCACAUGUAGUUACAAUAUCACUUGAGGAGAGUCACAUGUAGUUACAAUAUCACUUGAGGAGAGUCACAUGUAGUUACAAUAUCACUUGAGGAGAGUCACAUGUAGUUACAAUAUCACUUGAGGAGAGUCACAUGUAGUUACAAUAUCACUUGAGGAGAGUCACAUGUAGUUACAAUAUCACUUGAGGAGAGUCACAUGUAGUUACAAUAUCACUUGAGGAGAGUCACAUGUAGUUACAAUAUCACUUGAGGAGAGUCACAUGUAGUUACAAUAUCACUUGAGGAGAGUCACAUGUAGUUACAAUAUCACUUGAGGAGAGUCACAUGUAGUUACAAUAUCACUUGAGGAGAGUCACAUGUAGUUACAAUAUCACUUGAGGAGAGUCACAUGUAGUUACAAUAUCACUUGAGGAGAGUCACAUGUAGUUACAAUAUCACUUGAGGAGAGUCACAUGUAGUUACAAUAUCACUUGAGGAGAGUCACAUGUAGUUACAAUAUCACUUGAGGAGAGUCACAUGUAGUUACAAUAUCACUUGAGGAGAGUCACAUGUAGUUACAAUAUCACUUGAGGAGAGUCACAUGUAGUUACAAUAUCACUUGAGGAGAGUCACAUGUAGUUACAAUAUCACUUGAGGAGAGUCACAUGUAGUUACAAUAUCACUUGAGGAGAGUCACAUGUAGUUACAAUAUCACUUGAGGAGAGUCACAUGUAGAUACAAUAUCACUUGAGGAGAGUCACAUGUAGAUACAAUAUCACUUGAGGAGAGUCACAUGUAGUUACAAUAUCACUUGAGGAGAGUCACAUGUAGUUACAAUAUAGCUUGAGUAGAGUCACAUAUAGUUACAAUAUCACUUGAGUAGGGUCACAUGUAGUUAAAACAUCACUUGAGGAGAGUCAUAUGUAGUUACAAUAUCACUUGAGUAGUUUCACAUGUAGUUACAAUAUCACUUGAGUAGUUUCACAUGUAGUUACAACAUCACUUGAGGAGAGUCACAUGUAGUUACAAUAUCACUUGAGUAGGGUCACAUGUAGUUACAACAUCACUUGAGGAGAGUCACAUGUAGUUACAAUAUCACUUGAGUAGGGUCACAUGUAGUUACAAUAUCACUUGAGGAGAGUCACAUGUAGUUACAACAUCACUUGAGUAGGGUCACAUGUAGUUACAAUAUCACUUGAGGUCUCAGUGUACAUCAAUGUUAUAGUGAACUCCUCAGUCACAUGUAGUUACAAUAUAGCUUGAGUAGAGUCACAUAUAGUUACAAUAUCACUUGAGUAGGGUCACAUGUAGUUAAAACAUCACUUGAGUAGGGUCACAUGUAGUUAAAACAUCACUUGAGGAGAGUCAUAUGUAGUUACAACAUCACUUGAGUAGUUUCACAUGUAGUUACAAUAUCACUUGAGUAGUUUCACAUGUAGUUACAACAUCACUUGAGGAGAGUCACAUGUAGUUACAAUAUCACUUGAGUAGGGUCACAUGUAGUUACAACAUCACUUGAGUAGGGUCACAUGUAGUUAAAACAUCACUUGAGGAGAGUCACAUGUAGUUACAAUAUCACUUGAGUAGGGUCACAUGUAGUUACAAUAUCACUUGAGGAGAGUCACAUGUAGUUACAACAUCACUUGAGUAGGGUCACAUGUAGUUACAAUAUCACUUGAGUAGGGUCACAUGUAGUUACAACAUCACUUGAGGAGGGUCACAUGUAGUUACAAUAUCACUUGAGUAGGGUCACAUGUAGUUACAACAUCACUUGAGGAGAGUCACAUGUAGUUACAAUAUCACUUGAGUAGGGUCACAUGUAGUUACAAUAUCACUUGAGUAGAGUCACAUAUAGUUACAAUAUCACUUGAGGAGAGUCACAUGUAGUUACAACAUCACUUGAGGAGAGUCACAUGUAGUUACAAUAUCACUUGAGUAGUUUCACAUGUAGUUACAAUAUCACUUGAGGAGAGUCACAUGUAGUUACAAUAUCACUUGAGGAGAGUCACAUGUAGUUACAAUAUCACUUGAGGAGAGUCACAUGUAGUUACAAUAUCACUUGAGGAGAGUCACAUGUAGUUACAAUAUCACUUGAGGAGAGUCACAUGUAGUUACAAUAUCACUUGAGGAGAGUCACAUGUAGUUACAAUAUCACUUGAGGAGAGUCACAUGUAGUUACAAUAUCACUUGAGGAGAGUCACAUGUAGUUACAAUAUCACUUGAGGAGAGUCACAUGUAGUUACAAUAUCACUUGAGGAGAGUCACAUGUAGUUACAAUAUCACUUGAGGAGAGUCACAUGUAGUUACAAUAUCACUUGAGGAGAGUCACAUGUAGUUACAAUAUCACUUGAGGAGAGUCACAUGUAGUUACAAUAUCACUUGAGGAGAGUCACAUGUAGUUACAAUAUCACUUGAGGAGAGUCACAUGUAGUUACAAUAUCACUUGAGGAGAGUCACAUGUAGUUACAAUAUCACUUGAGGAGAGUCACAUGUAGUUACAAUAUCACUUGAGGAGAGUCACAUGUAGUUACAAUAUCACUUGAGGAGAGUCACAUGUAGUUACAAUAUCACUUGAGGAGAGUCACAUGUAGUUACAAUAUCACUUGAGGAGAGUCACAUGUAGUUACAAUAUCACUUGAGGAGAGUCACAUGUAGUUACAAUAUCACUUGAGGAGAGUCACAUGUAGUUACAAUAUCACUUGAGGAGAGUCACAUGUAGUUACAAUAUCACUUGAGGAGAGUCACAUGUAGUUACAAUAUCACUUGAGGAGAGUCACAUGUAGUUACAAUAUCACUUGAGGAGAGUCACAUGUAGUUACAAUAUCACUUGAGGAGAGUCACAUGUAGUUACAAUAUCACUUGAGGAGAGUCACAUGUAGUUACAAUAUCACUUGAGGAGAGUCACAUGUAGUUACAAUAUCACUUGAGGAGAGUCACAUGUAGUUACAAUAUCACUUGAGGAGAGUCACAUGUAGUUACAAUAUCACUUGAGGAGAGUCACAUGUAGUUACAAUAUCACUUGAGGAGAGUCACAUGUAGUUACAAUAUCACUUGAGGAGAGUCACAUGUAGUUACAAUAUCACUUGAGGAGAGUCACAUGUAGUUACAAUAUCACUUGAGGAGAGUCACAUGUAGUUACAACAUCACUUGAGGAGAGUCACAUGUAGUUACAAUAUCACUUGAGUAGAGUCACAUGUAGUUACAAUAUCACUUGAGUAGAGUCACAUGUAGAUACACUAUCAUUUGAGUAGAGUCACAUGUCGUUACAAUAUCACUUGAGGAGAGUCACAUGUAGUUACAAUAUCACUUGAGUAGGGUCACAUGUAGUUACAACAUCACUUGAGGAGAGUCACAUGUAGUUACAACAUCACUUGAGUAGAGUCACAUGUAGUUACAAUAUCACUUGAGGAGAGUCACAUGUAGUUACAACAUCACUUGAGGAGAGUCACAUGUAGUUACAAUAUCACUAGAGGAGAGUCACAUGUAGUUACAAUAUCACUUGAGGAGAGUCACAUGUAGUUACAACAUUACUUGAGGAGAGUCACAUGUAGUUACAAUAUCACUUGAGUAGAGUCAAAUGUAGUUACAACAUCACUUGAGGAGAGUCACAUGUAGUUACAAUAUCACUUGAGGAGAGUCACAUGUAGUUACAACAUCACUUGAGGAGAGUCACAUGUAGUUACAAUAUCACUUGAGGAGAGUCACAUGUAGUUACAAUAUCACUUGAGGAGAGUCACAUGUAGUUACAAUAUCACUUGAGGAGAGUCACAUGUAGUUACAAUAUCACUUGAGGAGAGUCACAUGUAGUUACAAUAUCACUUGAGGAGAGUCACAUGUAGUUACAAUAUCACUUGAGGAGAGUCACAUGUAGUUACAAUAUCACUUGAGGAGAGUCACAUGUAGUUACAAUAUCACUUGAGGAGAGUCACAUGUAGUUACAAUAUCACUUGAGGAGAGUCACAUGUAGUUACAAUAUCACUUGAGGAGAGUCACAUGUAGUUACAAUAUCACUUGAGGAGAGUCACAUGUAGUUACAAUAUCACUUGAGGAGAGUCACAUGUAGUUACAAUAUCACUUGAGGAGAGUCACAUGUAGUUACAAUAUCACUUGAGGAGAGUCACAUGUAGUUACAAUAUCACUUGAGGAGAGUCACAUGUAGUUACAAUAUCACUUGAGGAGAGUCACAUGUAGUUACAAUAUCACUUGAGGAGAGUCACAUGUAGUUACAAUAUCACUUGAGGAGAGUCACAUGUAGUUACAAUAUCACUUGAGGAGAGUCACAUGUAGUUACAAUAUCACUUGAGGAGAGUCACAUGUAGUUACAAUAUCACUUGAGGAGAGUCACAUGUAGUUACAAUAUCACUUGAGGAGAGUCACAUGUAGUUACAAUAUCACUUGAGGAGAGUCACAUGUAGUUACAAUAUCACUUGAGGAGAGUCACAUGUAGUUACAAUAUCACUUGAGGAGAGUCACAUGUAGUUACAAUAUCACUUGAGGAGAGUCACAUGUAGUUACAAUAUCACUUGAGGAGAGUCACAUGUAGUUACAAUAUCACUUGAGGAGAGUCACAUGUAGUUACAAUAUCACUUGAGGAGAGUCACAUGUAGUUACAAUAUCACUUGAGGAGAGUCACAUGUAGUUACAAUAUCACUUGAGGAGAGUCACAUGUAGUUACAAUAUCACUUGAGGAGAGUCACAUGUAGUUACAACAUCACUUGAGGAGAGUCACAUGUAGCACAUGUAGAUACAACAUCAUUUGAGGAGAGUCACAUGUAGUUACAACAUCACUUGAGGAGAGUCACAUGUAGUUACACUAUCACUUGAGUAGGGUCACAUGUAGUUACAACAUCACUUGAGGAGAGUCACAUGUAGUUACAACAUCACUUGAGUAGGGUCACAUGUAGUUACAACAUCACUUGAGGAGAGUCACAUGUAGUUACAAUAUCACUUGAGGAGAGUCACAUGUAGUUACAAUAUCACAUGAGUAGGGUCACAUGUAGUUACAACAUCACUUGAGGAGAGUCACAUGUAGUUACAAUAUCACUUGAGGAGAGUCACAUGUAGUUACAACAUCACUUGAGUAGGGUCACAUGUAGUUACAAUAUCACUUGAGGAGAGUCACAUGUAGUUACAAUAUCACUUGAGGAGAGUCACAUGUAGUUACAACAUCACUUGAGGAGAGUCACAUGUAGUUACAAUAUCACUUGAGUAGGGUCACAUGUAGUUACAACAUCACUUGAGGAGAGUCACAUGUAGUUACAAUAUCACUUGAGUAGAGUCACAUGUAGUUACAAUAUCACUUGAGGAGAGUCACAUGUAGUUACAAUAUCACUUGAGGAGAGUCACAUGUAGUUACAAUAUCACUUGAGGAGAGUCACAUGUAGUUACAAUAUCACUUGAGGAGAGUCACAUGUAGUUACAAUAUCACUUGAGGAGAGUCACAUGUAGUUACAAUAUCACUUGAGGAGAGUCACAUGUAGUUACAAUAUCACUUGAGGAGAGUCACAUGUAGUUACAAUAUCACUUGAGGAGAGUCACAUGUAGUUACAAUAUCACUUGAGGAGAGUCACAUGUAGUUACAAUAUCACUUGAGGAGAGUCACAUGUAGUUACAAUAUCACUUGAGGAGAGUCACAUGUAGUUACAAUAUCACUUGAGGAGAGUCACAUGUAGUUACAAUAUCACUUGAGGAGAGUCACAUGUAGUUACAAUAUCACUUGAGGAGAGUCACAUGUAGUUACAAUAUCACUUGAGGAGAGUCACAUGUAGUUACAAUAUCACUUGAGGAGAGUCACAUGUAGUUACAAUAUCACUUGAGGAGAGUCACAUGUAGUUACAAUAUCACUUGAGGAGAGUCACAUGUAGUUACAAUAUCACUUGAGGAGAGUCACAUGUAGUUACAAUAUCACUUGAGGAGAGUCACAUGUAGUUACAAUAUCACUUGAGGAGAGUCACAUGUAGUUACAAUAUCACUUGAGGAGAGUCACAUGUAGUUACAAUAUCACUUGAGGAGAGUCACAUGUAGUUACAAUAUCACUUGAGGAGAGUCACAUGUAGUUACAAUAUCACUUGAGGAGAGUCACAUGUAGUUACAAUAUCACUUGAGGAGAGUCACAUGUAGUUACAAUAUCACUUGAGGAGAGUCACAUGUAGUUACAAUAUCACUUGAGGAGAGUCACAUGUAGUUACAAUAUCACUUGAGGAGAGUCACAUGUAGUUACAAUAUCACUUGAGGAGAGUCACAUGUAGUUACAACAUCACUUGAGGAGAGUCACAUGUAGUUACAAUAUCACUUGAGGAGAGUCACAUGUAGUUACAAUAUCACUUGAGGAGAGUCACAUGUAGAUACAAUAUCACUUGAGGAGAGUCACAUGUAGUUACAACAUCACUUGAGGAGAGUCACAUGUAGUUACAACAUCACUUGAGGAGAGUCACAUGUAGUUACAACAUCACUUGAGGAGAGUCACAUGUAGAUACAAUAUCACUUGAGUAGGGUCACAUGUAGUUACAAUAUCACUUGAGGAGAGUCACAUGUAGCACAUGUAGAUACAAUAUCACUUGAGUAGGGUCACAUGUAGUUACAAUAUCACUUGAGGAGAGUCACAUGUAGCACAUGUAGAUACAACAUCACUUGAGUAGGGUCACAUGUAGUUACAAUAUCACUUGAGGAGAGUCACAUGUAGUUACAACAUCACUUGAGGAGAGUCACAUGUAGUUACAACAUCACUUGAGUAGGGUCACAUGUAGUUACAACAUCACUUGAGGUCUCAGUGUACAUCAAUGUUAUAGUGAACUCGAGAGUCACAUGUAGUUACAAUAUCACUUGAGGAGAGUCACAUGUAGUUACAAUAUCACUUGAGGAGAGUCACAUGUAGUUACAAUAUCACUUGAGGAGAGUCACAUGUAGAUACAAUAUCACUUGAGGAGAGUCACAUGUAGAUACAAUAUCACUUGAGGAGAGUCACAUGUAGAUACAACAUCACUUGAGGAGAGUCACAUGUAGAUACAAUAUCACUUGAGGAGUGUCACAUGUAGAUACAACAUCACUUGAGUAGGGUCACAUGUAGUUACAACAUCACUUGAGGAGAGUCACAUAUAGUUACAAUAUCACUUGAGUAGGGUCACAUGUAGUUACAACAUCACUUGAGGAGAGUCACAUGUAGUUACAAUAUCACUUGAGUAGAGUCACAUGUAGUUACAACAUCACUUGAGGAGAGUCACAUGUAGUUACAAUAUCACUUGAGUAGGGUCACAUAUAGUUACAACAUCACUUGAGGAGAGUCACAUGUAGUUACAACAUCACUUGAGGAGAGUCACAUGUAGCACAUGUAGAUACAAUAUCACUUGAGGAGAGUCACAUGUAGAUACAACAUCACUUGAGGAGAGUCACAUGUAGUUACAAUAUCACUUGAGUAGGGUCACAUGUAGUUACAAUAUCACUUGAGGAGAGUCACAUGUAGUUACAACAUCACUUGAGGAGAGUCACAUGUAGUUACAAUAUCACUUGAGUAGGGACACAUGUAGUUACAACAUCACUUGAGUAGAGUCACAUGUAGUUACAAUAUCACUUGAGGAGAGUCACAUGUAGUUACAACAUCACUUGAGUAAGGUCACAUGUAGUUACAACAUCACUUGAGGAGAGUCACAUGUAGAUACAAUAUCACUUGAGGAGAGUCACAUGUAGAUACAAUAUCACUUGAGUAGAGUCACAUGUAGUUACAACAUCACUUGAGGAGAGUCACAUGUAGUUACAAUAUCACUUGAGGAGAGUCACAUGUAGUUACAACAUCACUUGAGUAGGGUCACAUGUAGUUACAAUAUCACUUGAGGAGAGUCACAUGUAGAUACAAUAUCACUUGAGUAGAGUCACAUGUAGUUACAACAUCACUUGAGGAGAGUCACAUGUAGUUACAAUAUCACUUGAGGAGAGUCACAUGUAGUAGAUACAAUAUCACUUGAGUAGGGUCACAUGUAGUUACAAUAUCACUUGAGGAGAGUCACAUGUAGCACAUGUAGAUACAACAUCACUUGAGUAGGGUCACAUGUAGUUACAAUAUCACUUGAGGAGUGUCACAUGUAGUUACAACAUCACUUGAGGAGAGUCACAUGUAGUUACAACAUCACUUGAGUAGGGUCACAUGUAGUUACAACAUCACUUGAGGAGAGUCACAUGUAGUUACAAUAUCACUUGACGAGAGUCACAUGUAGUUACAAUAUCACUUGAGGAGAGUCACAUAUAGUUACAACAUCACUUGAGGAGAGUCACAUGUAGUUACAACAUCACUUGAGGAGAGUCACAUGUAGUUACAACAUCACUUGAGGAGAGUCACAUGUAGUUACAAUAUCACUUGAGGAGAGUCACAUGUAGUUACAACAUCACUUGAGGAGAGUCACAUGUAGUUACAAUAUAACUUGAGGAGAGUCACAUGUAGCACAUGUAGAUACAACAUCACUUGAGGAGAGUCACAUGUAGUUACAACAUCACUUGAGGAGAGUCACAUGUAGUUACAAUAUCACUUGAGGAGAGUCACAUGUAGUUACAAUAUCACUUGAGGAGAGUCACAUGUAGUUACAAUAUCACUUGAGGAGAGUCACAUGUAGUUACAAUAUCACUUGAGGAGAGUCACAUGUAGUUACAAUAUCACUUGAGGAGAGUCACAUGUAGUUACAAUAUCACUUGAGGAGAGUCACAUGUAGUUACAAUAUCACUUGAGGAGAGUCACAUGUAGUUACAAUAUCACUUGAGGAGAGUCACAUGUAGUUACAAUAUCACUUGAGGAGAGUCACAUGUAGUUACAAUAUCACUUGAGGAGAGUCACAUGUAGUUACAAUAUCACUUGAGGAGAGUCACAUGUAGUUACAAUAUCACUUGAGGAGAGUCACAUGUAGUUACAAUAUCACUUGAGGAGAGUCACAUGUAGUUACAAUAUCACUUGAGGAGAGUCACAUGUAGUUACAAUAUCACUUGAGGAGAGUCACAUGUAGUUACAAUAUCACUUGAGGAGAGUCACAUGUAGUUACAAUAUCACUUGAGGAGAGUCACAUGUAGUUACAAUAUCACUUGAGGAGAGUCACAUGUAGUUACAAUAUCACUUGAGGAGAGUCACAUGUAGUUACAAUAUCACUUGAGGAGAGUCACAUGUAGUUACAAUAUCACUUGAGGAGAGUCACAUGUAGUUACAAUAUCACUUGAGGAGAGUCACAUGUAGUUACAAUAUCACUUGAGGAGAGUCACAUGUAGUUACAAUAUCACUUGAGGAGAGUCACAUGUAGUUACAAUAUCACUUGAGGAGAGUCACAUGUAGUUACAAUAUCACUUGAGGAGAGUCACAUGUAGUUACAAUAUCACUUGAGGAGAGUCACAUGUAGUUACAAUAUCACUUGAGGAGAGUCACAUGUAGUUACAAUAUCACUUGAGGAGAGUCACAUGUAGUUACAAUAUCACUUGAGGAGAGUCACAUGUAGUUACAACAUCACUUGAGGAGAGUCACAUGUAGUUACAAUAUCACUUGAGGAGAGUCACAUGUAGUUACAACAUCACUUGAGUAGAGUCAAAUGUAGUUACAAUAUCACUUGAGGAGAGUCACAUAUAGUUAUAGCGUCACUUUUAAUACUGUUCAUUGUUUUACUAACUUGCAUGACAGAGCUAUGAGUAAGUUCUUGGUUUUGUUGAGAACCAGCAUAAUAACUAAUUACAACAUUAUUAGUAACUAGAAUAAAUGACCCGAUGUUAUCGGGAUAAUAAUGGGAGAUCCUUUGCGAUAAUUUCUAACUGCUAUUGCAAAGACUGAUCACAAUUCAGAAGCAUUUUUGGCAUCUGCUAUAGGGACCAUAUGUCCAAUGAUGCAGUUAAAGACAGUGUUUGCCAGGCAAAUGGGGGAGUACGAUGACCUACUGGUGACUGUGGAAAAAUGCAAACUACAAUGGUACGGCCACGUAACAAGGAAGCAAGGGCUUGCCAAAGAAAUAUUGCAGGGCACCACAAGAGGAGGGAGAAGAAGAGGAACACAAAGAAAUAGAUGGGAGGAUAACAUCAAAGAGUGGACAGGACUAACACUGGGCAAGGCUGUGCUUUUCAAAGUGCAGAAGACAGAGACGAAUGGAGGAGGAUAGUUCACAUGUCAUCUGUGGUGCCCCAACGGUCCAAAGGCUAAGGGACAUGAUGAUGAUCACAAUUCAUAACUUUAAAAAUGUCAUGAUAUUUAUGUUUCUAACAUCACUGGGUUUUGAGAAGUAUUGAUCUGCUUAUUAUUAUAGGCCUACCCUACUCCCUUUCGCGCUCCUAAACUACUUUUCCCUCCUCUAAACAUGACCUUAAAUUACCCAAUCUAAAUUAUCACUAAUUAUAUCACUUUUUUUUUUACUAAAGAAGUUAAUUGAGGCACGAUUACUACCCUACAGAAAUACUUUAGAUUUACCCCUUUUCGUGCCCUCGAAUUACAACUUUUUUUCUCUCCAAAACUUGUUAAAAAACCUAAUCUUAAAUUUACAACAAAAAACUCUAUAAAUGAUAUAAAUAUAUUUUUAUUACAGGAAUUCGAUAUACAUUUAUAACUUCAUCAAAAAUUUAAACACAUUUUUGCUUUUUUAAAAAAAUUAUACAUUAUCAGAAAAUCGUAAAACAAAGAAUUCUUUGAUCUAAAGAAGAAUCUGGCAACCGUGUUUCAAAUCUGUAACAGACUUGUGUGUCUUUUUUAAAAAAAAAUAAAUAAAAAAUAAUGUCAUAAAAAAUAUACACCCACUUUAAUUUUUGCAAAGUAAAAACAAAAGUAUGUUUUAAUUUUUUUCACUGCCUCCCCCCCCCCCCCAAACCCCCGGGAAAAAAUGUCUGAAAGAAUCACUGAUUACUUAAUAGAUGAUUCAUCCUAUAUUAGAAGCAUAUUUUUCAAAAAGGAAACAGGGAAAGACCAGAGGUCAAUGGUAAAGUUCAAGGCCAGAGAGAUAAUAAUAAUAUAUAAAAAUACAACUCUAAAGUGCUUGCGUGCGUAACCUUGAAAGAUACUUAAAAAGUAAAUGCCAACUUCUGGGUGGGUGUGUCCGGAUUGUGCUUUUCGGAAUAAAGCUGAUUGAAUGACUUGUUGGCUCAGAAAAGUACGUCUAAAUUGGUCAGUGACACUCGGCACAUGACUGCACUUUCAAAUUAGUCAGUGAUGGUUAGCACAGAAAAGUAUGACUAAAUUAGUCAGUGAUAGUUAGCAAAGAAAAGUGUGACUAAAUCAAUAAGGGACAAUUAGCACAGAAAAGUAUGAAUAAAUUAGUCAGUGAUAGUUAGCAAAGAAAAGUCUGACUAAAUCAAUAAGGGACAAUUAGCACAGAAAAGUAUGACUAAAUUAGUCAGUGAUAGUUAGCAAAGAAAAGUCUGACUAAAUCAAUAAGGGACAAUUAGCACAGAAAAGUAUGAAUAAAUUAGUCAGUGAUAGUUAGCAAAGAAAAGUCUGACUAAAUCAAUAAGGGACAAUUAGCACAGAAAAGUAUGACUAAAUUAGUCAGUGAUAGUUAGCAAAGAAAAGUCUGACUAAAUCAAUAAGGGACAAUUAGCACAGAAAAGUAUGAAUAAAUUAGUCAGUGAUAGUUAGCAAAGAAAAGUCUGACUAAAUUAUUCCGUGAUAGUCAGCACAUAAAGGUACGACCCAAUCUGUCAGUGACACCAGUGCCAGAUUGACCUAUCAACUAAAUAAGCCACAGCUUGGGGCACAGGUCAUUCUCCUUUUCAUUGCAAAUUGCCGUAGAUUUUCUUGUUUCCUAGUUUACAAAAUUGAAGAGCAAUCUAACCGUACAACUCAUUCAAUGGGCUGCAUAUUGGGCCGUCUCACGGCUUGCAUAUUGGGCCGGCUCACGGCUUGCAUAUUGGGCCGGCUCACGGCUUGCAUAUUGGGCCGGCUCACGGCUUGCAUAUUGGGCCGGCUCACGGCUUGCAUAUUGGGCCGGCUCACUGCUUGCAUAUUGGGCCGGCUCACUGCUUGCAUAUUGGGCCGGCUCACUGCUUGCAUAUUGGGCCGGCUCACGGCGGUUACGAUGCGCUCGGCGCCGUAAUCGCGGCAAAAUUUGUUAAAAUAAAAAACAACAUCUUUCUCUGAACUCUUCCCAUGGUUUCCAGAUUGCGACAGUUGCCUACUUUGACCCAACCUAAUGAUGUCUAGCGCCGACCCUGAAUAUGCACACAGUGUAACUGAACAAAUCUACCAAAGAAAUUAAACAACCCCUGAAACCAAAGUUUUUUCAUAAAUAUAAAUCCUUCAUAAAAUUUAAUAUUUAACAAUGGGGGGGGGGGGGGAUUGCAAAAAAAUAAAAAAAAAAAAGUCAUUUACUUUAUAAAAAUUCCAAUUAUGGCUACCCCCCCCCCCAACCCAAAAAAAAAAAGAAAAAAAGUUCAAGUCUCGCACCUGCAUAUUUCUUUCACGCCCCUGAACUCUAUUCAUAUUCUCAUGGCCCAGCCACUUUUUCAACGCAUAUUUAUUCCACCAAACAUGUCAGAAAAAAACAAAAGAAAAUAUUACGCACCAAACGCACUUGCGACUUGCGAUAUUUAUUUGAAAAGCAUCUCAUUUAGCGCGGUUAUCGGGAAUUUUUUGUCUCGUGAAUUCGUUGUCAUCAUACUUCCUUCAUCUGCCACUUGAAACACAGGGGAAAACUUAUUUAUGGGGGUUGGGGCUGAACAUUUGAUAGAAUGUGUUGUCAUCGGCAACAAGUCUUAUGUGCCAAGUUUCAGAUUGAUAGAUUUGACAGGAGUGGGUCAAAGGAAGCCCGAAGAUUUGGCCACCCAGUCACCCACGAACAAAAGUCAAGUUAAUUUAAAGGAAUUUAACAUUUUAAACGCGGUUUCAUUACACAAUAAUCAAUAUAAUUUUUCAAUUUUUUAAAAAUUCAGAUGAAUACAUCACAAUGACAGUAGAAAGUCAAGGAAAUGGAUUGAGAUUUCUGCAAAAUAUUUGGGUAUCCAAUAGCAUCACGAUAAAGCUCAAAGAGCGGCAACGAGCCGCAUUUGUCCGACCACUGUUUGCCGGCUAUAUUUUAAAAAAUCUAACUUAGAUAGCUCCUGUAAUUUCAAACGCCAGGGAGCCUCAGGCAAUUAUUGUAUAACUUAGGGUUUAUGGACUUUGUAUAGCUUAGGGCCUCAGCACCUGUCAUGGUUAGCACAGAAAAGUACGCAUAAAUUAGCCAGGGACAUUUUGUAAACAAAAAGCAGCAGGGAAACAUAAUCAGUCGCUGCUUGUUCCCCCCUGAUUGGUUAGAUAAAUAAAUAAACACGGCUGACCUCAGCAUAGAAUAAUGGCCGCUCUCUUCCAUUUUGUUUUUGCUUUUUGUCCAUGGUGUUUCGGUUCAAUGACUUUGUUGAAAUCUAUGUAAUCACAAAAGGGGAUUAAUGAACUUGACGAGGGACCUGCACAGGUUUAGAACCAUCGAUUUAGCCUUUUCUAAAAAGGUACUGCUGACCUUCAUAGAGGGAGUAAUAUUCGGCUAUUUGUUGUUGUUUUUUUGUUGUUUUUUUUGUGUGCUACGUUGCACCUUGUCAACACCGCACCUCAAAUAAUGGUUGUAAAACUAGUUUGGUUUUGUUACUUUUGAAAGAAAUGUAUGCACACACACGUAGAGCUAAGACCAAAGUGGUGUCACGGAAUGGACACCAAGGGGCGGGCACUACUGAGUAUUGGAUGACGCGGUAUCGACCCGAGUAUCGAUUGAUGGGAAUGUUGCCACAACACCGCCCUAACGAUACCCAUCUCCCCCAGUGACAACUCUGGGGUCCCCAGCAAAUUGCCCCGCCACAUAAAGGCAUAUCUGACCCCCGGGCGGUGCCCUAAUGAUUUGGUCGUCCACUCACAGUCGUCAGCACAACAAACUAGGGCGAAUUGUAUAGGAUCGUGUAGCCCGGGGGAGGGGUCGGAUUGCCCGUGGGGUCAGUGUGUAGAGUUAAAGACCAAAUAUUCAAUGGACAGACAGGGAAUUCAUGUCUUAAUCAAGAGAAUAAUUGGUUCAGUCAAUUUCUACAUAAACAGAUGAUUAAUUACACACAAUAUGACAUCACUCAUUCAGUUGAUCACUGUAGAAAUACAUUCUUUACCCACAAAUUGACAGCUCUGUUAGAAUCAAUCAUCUAUAUAAGCAUAGGAUCAAUCAUCUCUAAUCUCUGUUAGGAUCAAUCGAUUUAUUAUAAAACUGUAACAAUGGAAGUGUAAUGCCAAAAGCUUAUUAUCAACCUUUUUAUUUGUGUUGAAGGGAAGACACUCUUGAGUCAACAUUAUGUAUUUCGAUCAACAUUUACUUACACAAAUAUUCGUUGUUUUUAUGUUUAUCUUCUUUUUUUCGUUCUCUUCUUCUGUACAAGUUAAACAUACAUUUGUCAAGAAUAUGCCUACAAGAAUAUGCCUACAAGAAUAUGCCUACAAUAAUAUGCCUAUAAUAUGCCUACAAGGAUAUGCCUACAAGAAUAUGCCUACAAGAAUAUGCCUACAAUAAUAUGCCUACAAGAAUAUGCCUACAAGAAUAUGCCUACAAGAAUAUGCCUACAAUAAUAUGCCUACAAGAAUAUGCCUACAAGAAUAUGCCUACAAGAAUAUGCCUACAAGAAUAUGCCUACAAGAAUAUGCCUACAAGAAUAUGCCUACAAGAAUAUGUUGUAAGAAACGCAUUCGUUGCGUGUUCAAAAAGAAUGCGUCAAAAUGACGUACGACCGUGGACUGUGAUUAUAAUGACUGUAGUCACGGCUUUUUUCUAAAUCCGUUGUUAAUACCUUCGAACAACAGCCUGGUGUUCGGUGUUUCAAAUGAGGUCACGUCAGUCUGUAUUUCGCCGGCCACUCUGCACUGUUCUUGCUAUCACAACCACACAAAACAAGGGCGUUGUUAACUCAAGAGAAACGCUGACUCUUCCAACUGCUCAUCAAAAUUAAAGUUAGCAAACAAUGGGCUUUGAACUUCACAAUGGCGAACUGUAGAUUCCCUCGAAUUAACGAGUGUGUGACUAGCUGGUAUUAUUAACGACUGUCUCAAACGCCCGGCUUCAAGCAAUUAGAUUACUGCUUGACGGCUGCACACAGCAAUAGAUUACUGCUUGACGGCUGCACCCAGCAAUAGAUUACUGCUUGAGGGCUGCACGUGGAACCAGUCAUCAAUCUUUCUCAGCGUCGUUACUAACAACACAUCAGCUAGAAACCUCUUGAGAUAUCUGCCCAUUAUGUGGGAUAUCUACCCAUUGUGUGGGAUAUCUGCUUAUUGUGUGGGAUAUCUGCCUAUUGUCUGGGAUAUCUGCCUAUCGUGUGGGAUAUCUAUCCAUUGUGUGGGAUAUCUACCUAUUGUGUGGGAUAUCUAUCCAUUGUGUGGGAUAUCUACCCAUUGUGUGGGAUAUUUACCUAUUGUGUGGGAUAUAUACCCAUUGUGUGAGAUAUCCACCUAUUGUGUGAGAUAUCUACCUAUUGUGUGAGAUAUCUACCUAUUGUGGGGGAUAUCUACCUAUUGUGUGAGAUAUCUACCUAUUGUGUGAGAUAUAUACCCAUUGUGUGGGAUAUCUACCUAUUGUGUGAGAUAUCUACCUAUUGUGUGAGAUAUCUACCUAUUGUGUGAGAUAUCUACCUAUUAUGUGGGAUAUCUACCUAUUGUGUGAGAUAUCUAACUAUUGUGUGGGGUAUCUACGUAUUGUGUGAGAUAUCUACCUAUUGUUUGAGAUAUCUACCUAUUGUGUGAGAUAUCUACCUAUUGUGUGAGAUAUCUACCUAUUGUGUGAGAUAUCUACCUAUUGUGUGAGAUAUCUACCAAUUGUGUGAGAUAUCUACCAAUUGUGUGAGAUAUCUACCUAUUGUGUGAGAUAUCUACCUAUUGUGUGAGAUAUCUACCUAUUGUGUGAGAUAUCUACCUAUUGUGAGUGUUGACAUAGUUCAAAAGGAUUUAUAUUUUUUUGUAAAAAUCCUUUGUAUAAGUUUAACUUUUGUGUCGUGGGUUAGUUGCUGGCAAAAUCUAAGGACGGCUAUUUGACCCACUUCCCGUCGAGCUAUCGAGCUGAAACUUAGGACCUAGACUCGUUUCCGAUGACAAUGGAUUUUAUCAAAUGUUCAGCCACACUCCGAUAACCCCAUUUUCCCUGUUUUCCAAGGUGAGCAUGUAGGAAAAUUUCCGAUUUCUGCGCUGAAUACGAUUAUUGAAACAACUUUCUUUUUAAGUGCGUAAUAUUUUCUUUUGCUUUUCUGAAAUAAAUCUGUGAUGUAAAGGCGGGUGUGUCAUUAGAAUAUUCAUAAAAUUCGCGGGCUUUGAAAAAAAGGAGCGAUUUCGAGCCUUGGGAAGGGGCGCAUUAAUUUGGAUUCUUAUGAAGUGCUUUAUUGGUAUGCAUGUUUUGUCAACUUCCAGCCCCACCCUCAUUGCCUGAUGGUACAUAUAUUUUAUAAAUACUUUUUACGAAGACUUUGUUUUUUAGGAUUGUUUAUUUUUUUCGCUCGUUGUAUUAACUGUAUGUAACAGAGAAUGAAUCUAAUCUUUCUUAUCUUUUUUUUUUUCACUCAGGAAUAAUUGUUCGAAGCAAUGAAGACAUCUCAGUCUACGUUCACAAGCAGCUCGGUGACUCCAUGACAGUGUUCCCCGUCGACGCCCUUGCCCGCACGUACGAGAUCCCUCGCCUCGCGCCACCCACCAGCCCCGGCAGCAAGGCCAUCGCCACCCUGUUCGUCUUCACGCCCUUCAACAACACCAGCAUCGCCGUGACCACCCUCCGUGAAAUCGACGGCGCCGCCACCACCUCGCCCACAUCAUCGCCCACACCGCUCCCCUCCUCAUCUUUAUCCUCAACGUCCAUGGUCUUACUAGAUGCCUUUGAGAUUUCCAAGUACAUUAUAAAUCCACAGCUUCGCUACCGCCUCAGCUCUACUGAUGUGUUUGGCGUAAUACUUGUACAAAGCAGGGAUCCCACACUACAGAACGACAGCUAUUGUAAAAAUAUUUCCUUGUUUGACUUCGUGCCGCCGUACUCAGUGCGAGGUACUCAGUUCUACAUAGCUUUCCCCAAUGUCACGGAUUUUACCAUGUUUAUUCAAGGUGAGUACGGAGUUCAAGAACAAGCGUUUUUUUUUUCUUCCAUUGCGAUGUUAGUCAACUACGUCAUAAUCGAUCAAGUACCUUGACCCACUUUCAUCAGUUUGCAAUUUGUAUCUUUAAAAUAAUAUGAUUAAAAAAAAACACAAGGUUAUGAAUGAUAAUGUGAAUAGUUGGGCAAAGUUGAAGGGUCACGGUAAUAGUUGGCCAGAGUUGAACUGUCACGGUAAUAGUUGGGCAGAGUUGAAGGGUCACGGUAAUAGUUGGCCAGAGUUGAACUGUCACGGUAAUAGUUGGGCAAAGUUGAAGGGUCACGGUAAUAGUUGGCCAGAGUUGAACUGUCACGGUAAUAGUUGGGCAGAGUUGAACUGUCACGGUAAUAGUUGGCCAGAGUUGAACUGUCACGGUAAUAGUUGGCCAGAGUUGAACUGUCACGGUAAUAGUUGGGCAAAGUUGAAGGGUCACGGUAAUAGUUGGUCAGAGUUGAACUGUCACGGCAAUAGUUGGGCAGAGUUGAAGUGUCACGGUAAUAGUUGGGCAGAGUUGAAGGGUCACGGUAAUAGUUGGCCAGAGUUGAACUGUCACGUUAAUAGUUGGGCAGAGUUGAAGGGUCACGGUAAUAGUUGGCCAGAGUUGAACUGUCACGGUAAUAGUUGGGCAAAGUUGAAGGGUCACGGUAAUAGUUGGCCAGAGUUAAACUGUCACGGUAAUAGUUGGGCAGAGUUGAACUGUCACGGUAAUAGUUGGGCAAAGUUGAAGGGUCACGGUAAUAGUUGGCCAUAGUUAAACUGUCACGGUAAUAGUUGGGCAAAGUUGAAGGGUCACGGUAAUAGUUGGCCAGAGUUGAACUGUCACGGUAAUAGUUGGGCAAAGUUGAAGGGUCACGGUAAUAGUUGGCCAGAGUUGAACUGUCACGGUAAUAGUUGGCCAGAGUUGAACUGUCACGGUAAUAGUUGGGCAAAGUUGAAGGGUCACGGUAAUAGUUGGCCAGAGUUGAACUGUCACGGUAAGAGUUGGGCAGAGUUGAAGUGUCACGGUAUGAGUUGAACUGUCACGGUAAUAGUUGUGCAGAGUUGAAGGGUCACGGUAAUAGUUGGGCAGAGUUGAACUGUCACGGUAAUAGUUGGGCAGAGUUGAACUGUCACGGUAAUAGUUGGGCAAAGUUGAAGGGUCACGGUAAUAGUUGGCCAGAGUUGAACUGUCACGGUAAUAGUUGGGCAGAGUUGAAGUGUCACGGUAAUAGUUGGGCAGAGUUGAAGUGUCACGGUAAUAUUUGGGCAGAGUUGCAGUGUCACGGUAAUAGUUGGGCAGAGUUGAAGGGUCACGGUAAUAGUUGGCCAGAGUUGAAGGGAAUAAUUUGGAAGAUUUCAAGGGUAACGUGAAUAAUUGUACAGAGUUCAAGGGACAUGUGAACACUUAAAUACAUAAAAAUGCACAAAGUAACUUAUCAAGGCAACUGAUCAAAAUUACAUUUUCUAUUAAAUUCCCCCACCCCCUACUUAGGUUACCCCAACGACACAGUGGACAUCACCACAGACCUGAUGUUUACGGAAUUUGUACUCGACCAGUCAGGCUCCAGCAUUCGUGACGUCACCAGGACCACAUCUGCGUGGGUGUCGGCGACACACGACAUCAGCAUCUACGUCAAACUGACCAUCUGCAGCAACGCGUCCUCCCCACCGAGACUGUGCGCCGACAACGGCUUUUUUCUCCCGAGCGUCGACC
Molecule: messenger RNA, 34928 nt
Organism: Lymnaea stagnalis (great pond snail)
Lineage: Eukaryota; Metazoa; Mollusca; Gastropoda; Lymnaeidae
Source: the annotation of a GenBank genome assembly